Molecule: messenger RNA, 3438 nt
Organism: Lachnellula hyalina
Lineage: Eukaryota; Fungi; Ascomycota; Leotiomycetes; Helotiales; Lachnaceae
Gene: URB1
Product: Nucleolar pre-ribosomal-associated protein
Exons: 2
Coding region: 1-3438 (1145 amino acids)
Biological process (GO): maturation of 5.8S rRNA from tricistronic rRNA transcript (SSU-rRNA, 5.8S rRNA, LSU-rRNA); maturation of LSU-rRNA from tricistronic rRNA transcript (SSU-rRNA, 5.8S rRNA, LSU-rRNA)
Cellular component (GO): nucleolus
Source: RefSeq, a predicted model, not a curated record
AUGGUCAAAAGAGGCGUAGAAGACCUUGAAGAUGGCAACCAGGCAUACCUGAAGCGCCAAAAGAUCUCGAAUGCCAAUGUCUCCAAAACCACCAGCCCGCCCACAGAAAUUCGCUCGGCGAGAGAACUCAGAAGACUUUUAUCCUUCGAUCAAGACUCGACUCGAUCAAAACAUGCUAUCGAGUCUUUCAAAGCCUUUCUAGAUCCCUUUGCUGUCCGAGAAAAUGACCACAGCCACCGAAUUGCCAUUCUCAGAGAGUUCUUCGAGACGAGCCAGUCACGAGAAGAGGAGGAUAAGCCCGUAACAUAUCUGCCCGAUCUUAUGCAAACAUGGAGUUUUGCAGCUCAAUCGAACGACGAACUGUUGUUGUCAGCAAUACCAGCUGUACUUGCAGUGCUGCUCAGGACGCUGUCAAGCAUACUCGACUUGGUGCAGCAUGGCUUGGGAGUAUGUCGCACUAUUCUUCAAAAGAGCCAGCUGGACUUGAUUUCACGAGGUCUGAUGGUUACUAAGGGGAAGACUUUCAUACUGUCUCCAGUGUUACGGCUGCUAAAUCAAUUGGCCAUGUUUGAUGGUGGAGAUAUGGCGAAGCAAGUCUUCCGUGCGAGAGACCACACCCUCAAAGGUCUAGCACGUAACCUCCACUUACGUAUCAGUGGAGAGGAGGCAGAAGACAGAAAAAAACCCUCUGUUCGAACUAAUGCUCUCCGAUUUGUGCUGUCACUGCUCAAGUUUCUUCCAUCGGAAAGCAAGCGGGAACUUCUUUAUCAACGGGAUAUAGUGACGGCGAUGACGAAAGAUAUCAAAGAUGAUCCGCCUUUCCUGAUUUGUGAGGCUCUGGAGAACUUGAAGACCUCAGUCCUUCAGGACGAGAAGCUUCCUAGAGACGCUAAGGCCAAACUGCUGAAUGCCACUUCGUUAGGACGGAUUGCCAUGUUGUAUGGAUACGAUCAGCCUGAUGAGGAAUUAAUGAAAUCGAAGAAAACAGUGGAAGGAGUUGCACACGAAUUUUUGGUGCUAGCAUGUAUGUCUCCCGAACUUGGAGCAUUGAAUCGCCAGGCGGGUUUCUACCCUCGAGGCAUUGAUCCUGAUGAUUUGGAAGAUUUUGAUGAUGAUAAAGCACUUCUUGACCUAGGCCUUCACAGUGUUGAAUGGAUGGACAAGUUCACCGACAAAGUCCCCAUACGAAACACAAUCUUAUCAGAUUUUAUUCAGACUCUGCGGCCCUGGUCUAACGCCAAACAGAGAGAUCUCAUACUAUCUAUAUUCACGUCCGCACCGGAGCUGGUUGCAGAUUACUUCUUCCACAAGAAGUCAUUUUCAUUUGAACCCAAAUUGACUGCAACUUGGAUUGGAUACUCGGCAUUUCUCUUUUCGAGCCUCCAGCUACCACUUCCGAUUUACUUUGGACAUCAGCAACGGUAUGCACGCUUGCCACCACCUCCAGCUAUAGUUUUGGAAAGUAUUCUUCCCCAGCCGCUGAGCCAGAAAGUUCUGAGGGGUUGCCUACUGCAACCCCAAAAGUUGAUCACAUUCUUUGCGAUCAGGAUCCUCUGCGUUGCAUUUCGCAAAUUUCAAAUUGCUUUGCGGAUGUAUGAGGAUGCAGCGAGUGGUUCAUCUUCACUAUGGGCGCAAGCGGCAGCUUCAUUGACGGAUGCAUUUUGUAAAAGGUGUCCGUCAAUCAAGGAUGUCAUCCACGCUUUCCGAAAUAUGUCAGAUACAGACUUACUUCAAAGAGAAGCCGCCACUAGAUUACUCGUUUUGUACUAUGAGAUAGUGCCCAGCAUAGCCUUAGACGCUAAAUUUGAUGUGUCGGGCGUUCUGACGCAAAGACUGCGUGAAAUUGAGGGAUCAAAUUUAUCCCCAGAAGACCGAUCGUUGUGUGCAAUGGAAUUGGAGAAUCUUUUCCAAUUUGCCCAUUUUUCUCCCGGCAUGCGGUGGUUCUCGAAAGCGGAAGGGGUUCACAUCUCUCCAUUUAUGGCGAUGUUGAAGCUUUCCGCAGAGGCUCCAGUGGAUGUGCCAUUGCUCAAGUUGAAAUUGGUUCUCACUUCAAUCAGCGAGGAGAACCAAGUCUUACAGACCCAGACAUCCAUUUCUGCAUUGGAAUCCUUUAUCCUCGUGCUCAGAUCUCUACAUGGUAUAGCAGACGGACCCCAGGUGUAUGAAUUCUUGGAUGACUGCAUCUCACGCUGUGCCGCGAAACCUAUCAAGUAUAUCUUCGGGCUUGAAGAGAUCAAUAGCAGAGUCCACAAUGUUGGUCAUAGGUUGUCUCCAUUCAGUCUACUUACACUGGUUAUCGCAGAGCAGUGGCCGUUCUUGAUCAAGUCAGCUAGUGAUACGGUGUUGCAAGAGGUCGCCCGAUUUUUGGCAUCAUAUCUAGCUACUCUUCUCAAGAUCAAGGAAGACAAGAAAAUCAUCAGGGAUGUAAUACAACAGCUGGCGGCUGCAAUCCCGGAGGGUUCAACUGUGCGGAGUACUAUCGAAGGGACACGCGAUCUAGUCGACAUCGUCACUGUUCCUGAACGCAAGAGCAAACAACUUGAGGAAACAGAACAGAAAAACAGCAAGAGCAACGUACCUUUCGAGUCUGACGAUGUAGCUUUAACAGCAAAGAUGCUCGAAGAUACUGACCCUCGGGCGGAUAACAGUAGUUCACUUGUGAAAUGGGUCAACAAAGAUGUUGAAGAGGUAAUUGAAAGCGGACAUGCUGCAGCACUAGUCAUGCUUUUAUCCUCGGAACUCUUAAGCGUUCGGAAGGAAGCUGUCACCAACAUUUCGAAAUUUGCUGCAAAGCUGAAGGAUUCAGCCUUCGAAGAGAAAGACCAGGUCUGGCUCCUACUUUCCGAAGUAGUAGAGACGGCAAAGAAAUCAAUCGAUCAAGAACCUCUGCCGACUGUGAUUUCGGCAUUUGCUUCGCAUGCCAUCCCGGUGCUGAGCGAUCCUUCACACCGACUCUAUCCCAAAAUCAACAACUUUCUGUCACAGGGUCCAACGUGGGAAUCGGACAAGAUACCUUUGAUGUACAAAGUCCUCGACGAGCCUCCUAGUUUUGAUGACGCAUAUUACCAAGAAACGAAUUGGUUGUUGACAUAUCUGCUUGCUGGCCUUCGCUCACCGGCUGAUAUGGCUAUAUACCGCAAGAGACGGGUCUUCGAGAAACUCCUCAGCAUCUGGAACAAUGCCUACCUGGCCCCAGGCGUGCGAGAUAAAAUACUGAGGCUGUUGUUCAGGGCUACCACGAUUGAGGGGGGUAGCGCCACGCUUAUCACGAGAUUUAGUGCCAUGACUUGGAUUGAAGCGCAGGUUGCGUUGGGUACUGGCAUGUCUCUGAAAGCACUCAUGGAGCGGAUCCUGGAGUCAUCUGAUAAGCAGCGGGUCGGAAAGUGGUCAAAAAGUGUCAAUUUCGGCGCAGUCAAAGCUAAUACUAUGAAGUUCUAG